GACCCUCAGAGACGGAAGAGAUCAGCCUUCAGGAUGCAGAGCAUGGUAUAUCUGGUAUUUUGUAUGCUCCUGGGUUUGGCCUGGACCUUCCAAAGUGUCAUUCUCACACAGGAGAACUUUGAUUUGGAGCGGUUCAUGGGGAGAUGGUAUGAAGUUGCAGUAGUUUCCACCUGCCCUUACUACAUGCAACGAAAGAAAGGAAGCCCCGUCGUUGCACUGGAGUUGAAACACUUCCCUAAAGAGGACAGUUUCACGGUGACAGCUGCUACCUUCAGAAAUGGCUCAUGUAAGGAGACAUCCACAGUUUACAGUUUAACCAACAUUUCAGGACGAUUCUUCCACCACGUUUCAAGGCUCGGAGCAGAUGUUGAUUCCUUCGUUGUUCAUACCAACUACGAUCAGCACACAAUGAUUCUGCAGCUGAGCACCGAGAAGCCGUCAGGAAAUAAAACAGCCAUAGUCAAGCUGUACAGUCGAACUACGGACAUGACUCAUCCUGUCCUGGACAGUUUUAAAACUCUGGUCAGAAAACAUGGAAUCAAUGAUGACGUUAUCAUCAUUAAUCAACAGGAAGGCGAGUGCGCUCCAGCUGCACCGGUCACAGAGCCAUCCACUCGGCCUCAGAUCCCCGUUCCCUCCUCGAUGACCACACAUCUGUACGAGUCUGAAAAGUGAUCACUCUCUAAAUGCAGGUCUCUUUUGUUGCAUUCAUUCAGACUUUUGCUCCCAAGAGGAAGUAAAGAAAUACACCUGUGAUUCCUGCAGAAAAAGAGUACAGUGAUGUCUGACCAGGUGUCAGCAGGUGGACCUGUACUUAAGUUGUAACAGUUUAUGUGUAUUUAUCAAGUGGACGUUAUGUACUGUGUCUAUGUAUCAAUGUAAUUGUUGUGUAAAGUACAUCCACAUAAAAUAGGUCAAUAUACUUUUUGAUUCUAAAAUUACUGAAAGCCAAAGAAUUGUAGUAAUAUAGAGCUAAUAUACAUCCAACAUUUAUUUAUUUAUUGCUUUUUUUUUUCUUUUUUAUCAACUCAAAAAAACCUUUGAGCUGUCAUUUCAGUUUGCAUGUUCUCCCCGUGCUUGCGUGGGUUCCCUCCGGGUACUCCGGUUUCCUCCCACAGUCCAAAAACAUGCAUGCUAGAUUAAUUGAUGAUUCUAAAUUGCCCGUAGGUUUGAGUGUGAGUAUGUCUGGUUGUCUGUCUCUAUGUGGCCCUGCGAUGGCCUGGCGACCAGGGGUGGAAAGUAACAAAUUACAUUUACUCACGUUACUGUAAUUGAGUACUUUUUAUGAGUAAUUUGUAAUUUUCUAAGUAGUUUUUGAAAUAAGUAAUUUUUACUUUUACUCGAGUACAUUUUGACCCAAGUAUUUAACUUCGCUACAUUUGAACCCCCUAACGUUACUGAGUACAAAAUUUAUGGUGAAAAUCUUGUGGGCAUUUUAUUUUGGUUUAUUGUGAAUAGCAGAAUCCUGCGGGCAUUGGGCACUUUAUUUUGUGUUUGAAUAGUUUGAUUCUGGUUUUAGUGUUGUCGGUUGGACAAUAUGAUGGAAAAUAGUUUGCUCUUUACAGUACAGGUUGUGACUGUCCUUUUUGUCCUGUUCUGCGGAAGUAAAAGGAUCAUGUUACUGAACUCAGCUGAGCUUUUACAAGUGUGGAUGUGUACUUUAAUAUGCCUCGAAGUUAAUUAAAACAACUUGUGCUGGAUUUGAUUUGUGACUCAUCCUUUUUUUGCAUUAAAUAA
Messenger RNA from Cololabis saira (Pacific saury), 1737 nucleotides. RefSeq names its product protein AMBP-like. The record is from RefSeq and is a predicted model, not a curated record. Bases 34 to 675 code for a protein of 213 amino acids. The transcript has 6 exons. NCBI's taxonomy places the organism in Eukaryota, Metazoa, Chordata, Actinopteri, Beloniformes, Belonidae. Gene Ontology annotation, molecular function: serine-type endopeptidase inhibitor activity. Gene Ontology annotation, cellular component: plasma membrane; cell surface.